Molecule: messenger RNA, 5064 nt
Organism: Gambusia affinis (western mosquitofish)
Lineage: Eukaryota; Metazoa; Chordata; Actinopteri; Cyprinodontiformes; Poeciliidae
Gene: sack1c
Product: family with sequence similarity 83 member C
Exons: 5
Coding region: 334-2148 (604 amino acids)
Source: RefSeq, a predicted model, not a curated record
UUGCGAGCAGCCAAUGAGAGGACAGACUGCAACAGGUGAGCAGAAGAAACACACCUGACCCCCGGCUGCUGCAACACAACACCGCGCAGAGGAGGCGGCCGCGGCUCGGAGAGGGACACCCAGACGGACAGGGCCGGGAACCAGAGAGGCCGGGACCAUUUCAGCGCCCCGAACGGAACCAAACUGUCACUUACUCUUUAAUCUGGAGGCAGGUCGGUGCGGAUUAUUGAUCAGAUUUAAUCCGCUUUCUGCUUUAAAAAUGCUUCAGGACUCCCAGCGCAGCAGCGACUAGUUCCAGGUUCCAGGUCGAUAGUCUCCCAGUCCGGCAGCACCAUGAUCAGCUCCGAGGGCCUGCGGCCGGCCCCCGCCGGCAGGAAGCCGCUGGGGAAGCUCGCUUCCCGGCUGGAGGAGGUGAAGAACCCGUGGAGGGAGGGCUCCAAGCUGGAGCUGAGCCACAACGAGGCGGCGCGGCUGGCCACGGACGCGCUGCUGGAGCUCGGGGAGAAGGAGUACCGGCGGGUCCUGGCCGAGGAGCGGGAGCUCAACUUCCUGUCCCCGCUGGAGAUCCGCUACAUCAGCCAGCAUGCCGCCAGCAAGACCUCCGACCCCGACAGCGGCGACCGGGACGACGGGGACGCGGACGCCGUGUCCGAGCUGACCUCCGGGACUUACUUCCCCAUGAUGUCCGACGACGAGCCGCCGAUGCUGGAGCUGGGCUGGCCCGAGACCCCGGUGCGGUUCGGACCGUCGGAGACCCAGAUCUACUUCCAGAGGGACAAAACCCACAACAUCAAGGACCUGAUCCGGUCCAUGAUCAACAAGGCCAAGAAGGUCAUCGCCGUGGUGAUGGACAUCUUCACCGACGUGGACCUGAUGUGUGACUUGAUGGAGGCGUCCAACAAGCGGCGAGUCCCCGUCUACAUCCUGCUGGACGAGAAGAACCUGAGCUACUUCAUGGAGAUGUGUGUGGCGCUGGACAUUCAGAACUCUCACCUGAAUAACAUGCGGAUUCGCAGCGUCUGCGGCGACACGUACUGCACCAGAGGCGGGAAGAAGUUCACCGGUCAGGUCCUGGAGAAGUUCAUGAUCAUCGACUGUGAGGAGGUCGUCGCCGGCUCUUACAGCUUCACCUGGCUGUCGGCGCAGGUGCACAGCAACAUGGUGAUGCAUUUCUCAGGUUUCAUCACCGACAGCUUCGAUCGGGAGUUUCGCUGUCUGUACGCCGACUCACAGAUCAUCGACAGGUUCAACUCGGAAGACGAAGAGAUGCCUUAUUACCCGUCAUACCAGACCUGCCAGGCCCCUGGGAUAGGCCUGGGGCUCGGCGGGCCCCUGGGUCUGGAUCUGCACUCCGACAGGCAAAGGGACCGGAGUUGCUCUGAAAACUCCAGCAGCCAAUCAAGUAACAGCGUUUCCAGCGUUAAGGUCGCUCCGGGGAUGACCUCCAACACCGUCUACAAGGUCACUCAGGGUCAUGAGAAGAAGGAACUCGUCGGCUCGUCUCUGCAAAGCCCAGAGCGGAGAGUCGGUGGCGGGCUGAGGGUGGGAGGGCCGAGCCCGGGAGUCCGAGGUUCUCCCAACGGCGGAACCGGUCACAACCCGAUAACCGACCGCCAACUGCCGACCUACGGCCAGUCAACGGGCAUCGAGUGGAACAAACCCAGCUCAGCCGAACUCUUGCGGGCAAACAUUGGUGGCACUUCCACCAAAUUUCAGGGAUUGGGUUUGUAUGACCACAAGCCAACCUUGUUUCAAAGUUCUCCAAACACAAACCUGAACCUUAAGAUCCAGACGCCGUCGCCCAUCAACGAGCCCAAACUGCCCCCAAAGCAGAGGACGCCCACCGGCCAGUACCACAACAAGAUGUCCGACAAGCUGCUCUUCUCCUCCAAAGACAAGGAAACCUUCAACUUCCGGCGCUCUCCAUCCCCGCUGAACUCCUCGCCCUGGGGCGGCCCAGAACUCAGUCAGCCAGAGCCGGAGAGCCAGCAGUGCCCGCCGCCGCCGACGUCUCCGCCGGGCCUCAUGAGCCGCCAGGACCAGAAGCGGAUGACGCUGGGCCACAGCAAGCUGGACCUGGUGAACCACUACAACAAGCUGAAAACGAAGCAGGUCUACAGCCGCUUUGAGCUGAAGAGCAAAAACUGAAGGACCGUCUGCGUCCUGCCGCACCGUUCAGAUGCAGAGGAGUUUUCUGAACUUUUUCUGUUAACUUUUUAAUUCUUAUUAUCUUCCACAGCCGGAAAACAUGGGAAACCUACUGAGUCGGCCAUUUUGGCUCUGAGCUCCUGUUCAGUUUCCCUCCUGAAACCGUUUGGCCUCUUCAUGGAAAUAAGGACCAACUGUUGGGUUCAAAGUUUGGCCCCGGGGCCGUUUGCAGCCGUCUGAAGGGCUAUGUGUGGCCCCCGACCUCAAUCCAAGGAUGGACCCUUUCUCAUCUUUAGAGCAAGUUUUUUAACAGAGUUUUGUUUUUUUUACAGAUUCAUAACAUCUUAUAAAAAUAUGAGGUACAAAAAAUAGAUUCUCUUAUAUUAACAACUUUUUUUGCUUUUGUUUUACCUUUGGAGUAACUAGAACCACAAACUUUGAUCUUCUGUUACUCAAAUGAAAAGCAUUCAGCCCAAAUAAGAAAACAAUCAAACUUUAAAAGUCAGAAACUGUCUUAUGAUAAUGCAAAAGCUUUUAUGUUUUGUAUCUAAAAGGACUUAAAAUUUCACUUUAUUAUUGAACAGAUACAUUUAAAAAAGAAGUUUGUUUUAAAAUACUUUUGCAGCCUCCAUGUUUUGGGAAAAUGUUUGGACACCAGUGGUUGAAAGAGAUUUUUCUGGAUUAGGAUUAUUUUACAUAACGUUUAUUCUCUAGAAGAAUAAUCUGCUAAUCAUCAGUUACUGUUAACUCAUGCUCUAAAAACACUGGAUUAAACCUUCAACACUCCAGGAACGUUUUUCUCUAGAUGUUGUACAUAAAUGCAAUCUUAUGAUAAUUUCACCGUGUAAAGAUUUUAUUUUAAAACUAAUUUUAACUGCCCCUCCCUUAAGUGAUAUCUACAAUUACCAGCAAUCUGAAUUCAAGAUAUUUUAAAGUCUUAAAAUCUUCAAAACGUCAGCAUUGAAAUGGUUUCUGUUGAUGUUUUAUUAAAGCAGAAUGCACUGUAAAACAUCCCCAUGUUGAAACUGGCACAAAAAAUGAUUCUGAGAAUAAAGUUAAAACAUUAGGAUUAAGCCAUAAAUCAUAAAGUUAUAACAACACAAAACAAGUUGUAAUGCAAUAAUAAAGUUAUUCAGCAGAAUUACAUUUUAUGAAAACUCCUACAUGAAAAAUAAUUAACAUACGAAUCUAGAAGAUCUUGAGAAGUUACGUUUUGUUCUCGGUUUUACAAAUAAGAAAAUCUUUAAUGUUUUAUCACAUAAAGUAGCAGGACAACAUGGAGUCAGUUUGGAAACAACCGCCUGGACCUGCUGAGCUUUUUGCAUCAGAUCUUGGUUUUUAUUUUUCCAUUUAUACUUUUAUUAAAUUUCAGCAACAGCAAAUUAACCAUUCCAGCAUAAAUCUUGCUAAUUUAACAGGAAGAAAAAACAAAUGUAGUUGCAUCAUUGUGUCGAGUUGAAGGAAACAGAGAAAUGAUUUGAAAACUGCUUCAAAAAUUAUUUUGUACAUAAAAAGUUAGAUAUUUACCACAAUUAGCAAUUGUACCAAUUAAAUUCAUCACCGCACUAAAAGUUGAGAAGUUUUCAAAUCAAAGUGUCUGGAGGACGUUUUAAAUAAACUGCUGUAUCGCUCGGCGUCUCUGUCCCAUAAUUCCUUGCUUCUGUCUGUACCAACCGUCUCAGUUCACCUGUAACGUCUUCAUGUUUCAUCCUCUGUAACCAGAAGGAAAUGAAGAGCUUUAGGGUCUGAAACAAACCGCCUCCUGAGCUUCAUGAAGCCUUUUAGUGUCUUUUGAGACUGGCAGGAAUUAGCCGGUGCCAUAACUCACCAAGUGGUAGAUGGGACCAAACCGGUCAAUACAAAAAGAGAAAUGCUACAAACCCGUUGUAGCGUGACGUCUGGACCCUGAGUUAAUAACAGGUUUCAUUUUGUUUUAUGUAAAGGAAUCAUCUUUAUGUCCUCCAGCAGUGGAUAGAAAUAAUUACAUCCAACGGGUCGGAUCUCAGGAUUAGUCAUGAACAUUAAAGCGUCAUCAGCGUAGAGUGUGAUUCUGUUUUCCACCUUUUAUUUUCCAACUUACAGAAAAACCCUGUUGGGUUCUCAGAGCGUCGGGAUAAAAACGUAGAGAAGGAAGAACCGUUUUCUGGUUUCUGAACCAAUCCCACUCAGUUUGCUGCACAAUCUGAUGUAUUUUUAUUAUCACCAUUAAAUAAUGAUCAACAGUUUUAUUUUUUAGAUGUGCGAUGUUGAAACAGAAAUCAAGCUGUUUAUCUGCAGUUUUUGAGGUUAUGACCAUAGUUUCCUGGUAAGUCGUGCCUUGAUCGUCCUGCCUUAAGGUUUACAGCCACGUUUCUGACCAGCUCCGUCUCUGACCGCCUGGAUUGGCUCCAAACUCCAGGUUUCCUCCUGUCCGGCGCAGGAGCAUCCGCAGAACGAGACCUGAAGCUUUCAGGGCAUUUUCUUCCCAGCAGCUCUGCUGGGGUGUUGUAUAAAACACUGGUUUCACUGGGCUGCUUCUCAAAUCUCCUUUUCUAUCCAGAUUUGUAUAAAACUUAUUGAACUGUUUCUACUUGGAAGUUGUAGGAUUGAAACGCGCCGAUCAUCAGCCGGCACAUCAGGGCUUCAACCUGGGCAUCGAGCAAUAAGGAAUGAUAUUGAUCCCAUGUUUUGUUUGUUUACGGUUCAUUUUUGUCAUUUUAUUGUUUUUUCUUCCUUUGUUUUCAGUUGAAAUGUGUCAGAAUGUGCAGCCAUCAGUUUGUCCUGUUGGGCUGGAUAAUCUGUUUAUUGUACAUUUAAAAAAGAUUUCUGAUUACUUUGUGUUUCACAAUUAUUAUUCAUGGAAAAUGUGAACUUUUAGCUUUUGUUAAAGUUGGUUUUCUUUUUUAAGAUGAACAAAUUUGAAUAAAAACAAAAAGC